AUGUUUUCAUUGGAUAGGUAUUUGUUUUCAUUUGUGCUGCUUGUGUUUCUUGUUCAUUUGUGUGACGGGGGUCCUGGGGUUUUAGAAAAUAAAGCGGAUGUAAGGAUCAUCAAUGGCCUUGACGCUGGCGUAGAUCUUAAUAUCCACUGUAAAUCCAAAAACGAUGACCUUGGCGCUCAUGUCCUGGGCUUCGAACAAUUCUUUGAAUUCCGUUUCCGACCAAACAUUUGGGGGACUACCUUAUACUUCUGUAGGUUCUGGUGGAACAGUGAAUCCCAUUGGUUUGACAUAUACGUUCAGAAGAGGGAUGCAGGCCGAUGUAACAAGAAGUGCUGGUGGUGGGUGGGAGAAGCUGGUCCUUGCCUACUGAAUGAUAAAAUUGGAGUAUACGAUAUUUGCGAAAACUGGAAGGAUGGCGGUUCAAGUCAAGAAGGGACAGGAAACGACACAGCUAGAAUCUACAAUGACUCCAAAUAUUUGGAGGGCAGUGAGGAAAGAGGGAAAUGA
Molecule: messenger RNA, 507 nt
Organism: Vitis riparia (riverbank grape)
Lineage: Eukaryota; Viridiplantae; Streptophyta; Magnoliopsida; Vitales; Vitaceae
Product: S-protein homolog 5-like
Exons: 1
Coding region: 1-507 (168 amino acids)
Source: RefSeq, a predicted model, not a curated record